AUGCAGGAAAAUCUUCAACGAAGAACAACGAUUAAUAACAAUAAUAAUAAUAAUCCACAGGCAACAUCUCUCGAAAGUGGAAUGCCAAGUGUAGGCUCGAUUGUAUGGACUGCUGGACGUACUCGUGCUCAACAAGCAAUAAAUCUCUAUGCAAAUAUAGAUUAUCUUCGGCCUUACUUUGAUGUUGAACCCAAAGAAAUUCUACACCGAUUACUUCAUGCAUUAACCCCCCGAUGGCCAUCGCCAGAGGAAAAUAUUAAAUCAGAAUUAUAUGGACCAUCUAUGAUUGUUUUUACUUUAGCAGCAAUUUUAAUUUAUCAAAUGAAAUUAGCAAGUCAUUCUAUUGAAGAUGGUACAUUAAUUGGUACAAGUUUUCUUAUUAGUUUUGGUUAUUGGAUUGGUUCAAGUUUUGCAAUAUCGUCAGUUUCAUUUGUUUGCAAUACACAUCUUAAUCUUAUUCAAAUUCUCUGUUUAAAUGGUUAUGCUUUAUUCAGUCAUUGUCUGGUUCUUUUUCUUGCCACAUUUAUUCAUACGGGCCAUGAUCACUUAUUAUUUUACGGUCUCUGGUGUAUUGUUGGUGGAUUAGCUGCGAUGAGAAUGAUGUUUGUCAUUAUGGCAAGAACAAUAAACCCACGUUAUCGUGUACUUCUUGGAUUGUUUGUUGGUGCAAUUCAUAUGUUUUUUCUACUUUACCUUCAUUUUGCUUAUCACGAAUUAGCUGAAACUGUAUCGCAUGCAUUCACUAAUGAAGCAACUGGUUCGGCUGACCUACCUGUUAUAGCUCGUGCUUCUCAAUUAGUUGAUGCAGUGACACAAUCAAAAGAUCGAUUAAUGGCACGAAAUAAUUAA
Messenger RNA from Rotaria socialis, 849 nucleotides. Lineage: Eukaryota; Metazoa; Rotifera; Eurotatoria; Philodinida; Philodinidae. The record is from the annotation of a GenBank genome assembly.